Penaeus indicus is the source of this 2060-nucleotide messenger RNA. RefSeq lists its product as uncharacterized. Lineage: Eukaryota; Metazoa; Arthropoda; Malacostraca; Decapoda; Penaeidae. The coding region runs from base 30 to 2060 and encodes 676 amino acids. The transcript is spliced from 13 exons. The record is from RefSeq and is a predicted model, not a curated record.
UUGGCUUCCUUGCCACCCAGUAGACGAGGAUGGUCCCCCGGUGCAACGGCGGGCUGCUGGUGAUCCUGGCGGUGGUUGGGGCGGCGUUACUGAAUGAGGUGUCCAGCUUGGGCAGGAAUGGGCGCCCUCGUGUGGACCUCAACGCUCGGAAAGAGUACUACAGGCAGAGGUUGACGGAUGGGUGCAUCCAGCGCCCUCCGCCUCCAAAUCCUCCCCCACUCCCGACGGUACCCAACUCCUUCAUCACGGACCUCGAGAUCGCUUUUCAGCAGGAAGACCAGCAGAGAAUUCUCUACGGCAAGGAAAUGUAUGACGGCGUUGUGAAGAGAGGCGUGCUGGAUUACCGCUUAACUGCGGGUAUCGUGCUAACACGACCCUACUUACUGUCGGAAGUGAUCCACUACAACGUGCCCAUCGACGAGGCUCUCUUCGUCCUUACCAAUGAGGGAUGCUCCGUCACCGGGCAGGAAAACUGCGAUACUACCAAGUUAUGCAUUGCUAAAAAGAUCAAGGAUGUUAGUUUGGAACUGCAGGAAUUAUUUGGGUUUGUGGCUGUGGCCGGGGAGAGCGGGUUCAUGGGCGCCACGGGCAUCCUGGAGUUCGGGCCGCAGUUCAACUACACUGCGAUGGAGCUCGUGCAGGACUGCCAUGGAAUCGACUGCGACGUGUUUGAAACUUGUCUGGAUAAGCCUGAAGAGGGAGUGUCCGUCAUGUAUACUUACUAUUGGUCUAAUAAAGAGUGGAACUUGCAAAAUAACAAGGAACCAGUGCCAAUAGCCGUCGAGAUCUAUGCCAAUGGCGCGGUUGCCGGCCACACCGACGGGGAAAUUAUGGUGCGAUAUGAUUUCUUUGACUUUCGACGAGAGUUUCGUCCAUCGCGUUAUGUCCUUGAGCCUCCACAGGACGUUUAUUGCACCGACAGGAAGACCUACCUUAGUCCUCCAAAGACCGUCCAAUCCUUCAGCUACAAAUCAGAACACAUCACUGGUGUGGACAUCCCUUUUCCAAGCGGAGAUAAUGAUACAUUUCUCUUACGUUUCCGUGGAAUAUUUCCUAAAGAUGAAUGGUACGACUGGGACACGAGGAUCACUCGCAUGGACUACACUCCCUUCUACGUUAUAAGAAACGAACGUCGCUUCGAGAACUUCACCAGACGAAUACACGACUUUAAUCAAGGUUUGGCCUACAUAAUCAAGCCAAGACUGAACUUCUGCAACAUCACCAAAAUCGAAAAUGUGACAAGUUGGGGAGACGUGAUGGUCGGGGAAGACGGCUCCGUUUUCAUGCAGAGUCCCUGGAACUACGAGGACCUUGACGAGCCCAUGCAGUACAAUGGCGUUCACUGGGAGCGCGGCUUAGAAACCGAUGUUUGGGUCGGCGUCAAGAAGAAUCCGCAUCUCGGAAUUAAAGAAAAUUACGUUUGGUACUUUGCCUCGCCUUUGACCAAUGAAAUAUUAGGACGCCAAGGGCCUAAACUACCAAGCUUCCAAACACUCGACAAGGUCCCAGUAAAAUUGGAAAAAUACAUUUCACUGAUGGAGGGGUUACCGCACGUCAUCUACAACAUCUACGACUACAACUCCGAGGUGCCCCACACGCACAAGCACGACGUGUCGCUCUGCUUCUCCCCCAGUCAGAUGAGGCACUUCAAGUUCGACCUCCCGGCUAACUCGCUCAACAAAACCUUUUACCUCAGAGAGAACGUAAAGUACGCGACGAUGCAAACGCUCGCCGAAGCUGCCAAAGUUACGCCCAUAAGAAUUAAUCGCCUGGAGAUAAACGAGACAUCUGCGGCUCUGGAGGUGACGUUUACUGUCCUGGAGAAGCCGUCGAUCGUGGGUGACGUGCCGGGCGCCGGGAUGGACAGCAGCAUGGACGAGGCGGUGGAGCUCAUCCGGGCCACCCUCGACUCAUCUCAGCUGGUUGUCCAGGUCAAGAUCAGCGUAGGAAUCGGGGGCCUGGUCAGUGCUUGGUUACUUACACGUAUAUAUAAUACGAAGAUUUGUCUUUAUAUAUCUGUUAACCCAUCUAGCCAUUUGUGUUCCUCUCUCUCUCGAUAA